Brienomyrus brachyistius is the source of this 828-nucleotide messenger RNA. It is a transcript of the gene lsm7, whose product is annotated as LSM7 homolog, U6 small nuclear RNA and mRNA degradation associated. Gene Ontology annotation, molecular function: RNA binding. The transcript has 4 exons. Lineage: Eukaryota; Metazoa; Chordata; Actinopteri; Osteoglossiformes; Mormyridae. Gene Ontology annotation, biological process: mRNA splicing, via spliceosome; nuclear-transcribed mRNA catabolic process. Gene Ontology annotation, cellular component: catalytic step 2 spliceosome; spliceosomal tri-snRNP complex; U12-type spliceosomal complex. The coding region runs from base 135 to 446 and encodes 103 amino acids. The record is from RefSeq and is a predicted model, not a curated record.
AUUCCAAUAAACCCAGUGGUCGCGGUGCAAAUUAAAUAUUUUAAGACGUUAACUCCCUAUUAGUCGAAGAGGUCAAAGUUAGAAAGUCUAAAGGAGGAGCUUAUGAGGUCACAGGUUGCAAGCAAAGCUGAAAGAUGGCGGAUAAAGAGAAAAAGAAGAAGGAGAGUAUAUUCGACUUGUCCAAGUACAUCGAUAAAACCAUCCGUGUGAAAUUUCAAGGAGGGCGAGAGGCAAGCGGAGUGCUUAAAGGUUUCGAUCCUCUUCUGAAUCUCGUGUUGGAUGGCACUAUAGAGUACAUGAGAGAUCCCGAUGACCAGUACAAACUAACAGAGGACACCAGGCAGCUGGGCUUGGUGGUGUGUCGGGGGACAUCGGUGGUGCUCAUUUGCCCCCAAGAUGGCAUGGAGGCAAUUCCAAACCCAUUCAUCCAGCAACAGGAUGGCUAGUGGAGUCCACUGUCACAUUUUCUUCCAUUCUCUCCCUUCUGCAAUCACACAGAGCCCUCCCUGCAUCUGCCGCGGGCAAAUGAGUGUUUUCACGUUUACUCAUAAAUAGCCAGUUACUUACCCAGGCUUAAGCUGUUAGUGGCGUUAUAGUAUUGCACUAAAAUAUGGAGAGAAACAAUUGUACAUAGCAGUUGGUUUACACUUUUUAAUUUAGCACUGCGAUGGAAAAAUUUGAUUUAAAUUUGUCUGACGUCAUUUGAGUUUUCACUUGUAUCCAGAGAGAUUUGAGUUGUGACUUUUUCUGGACACACAGCUAUCUGGAAAAUGUACCCUUCAGUUUGUACUCAUUCUUUUAAUGUGCAAAUAGAAAUUUGAUAAAUUG